Molecule: messenger RNA, 1599 nt
Organism: Rhododendron vialii
Lineage: Eukaryota; Viridiplantae; Streptophyta; Magnoliopsida; Ericales; Ericaceae
Product: protein NODULATION SIGNALING PATHWAY 2-like
Exons: 3
Coding region: 1-1599 (532 amino acids)
Biological process (GO): regulation of DNA-templated transcription
Cellular component (GO): nucleus
Molecular function (GO): sequence-specific DNA binding; DNA-binding transcription factor activity
Source: RefSeq, a predicted model, not a curated record
AUGGAUACAGACACAGAAAAUUGUGAAUUUCCUUAUUAUUUCCUCUCUGAAUCUGAGCAUUAUCCUGAGUUUUCUACUUCAAUCCAGUUCAUCUCGUCCAUGUAUCAUGGCGAGUCCUCCUUAGAACCUCAUUUAGGAAAUCGGGAGGAUUCUGGAAUUACUUUAAAUGAAAAGCUCUCGAUUGAUGAGGUUGAGGGGUUCUUCAAUUGGAGUACAGAAAGUGACAACGGUUCAUCUUUACAAGAAUUCUGUACUACAGAAGAAUCGGUUGAUGUCUCAUCAAUCAAAUGCCCCCUAGUUUUUCCCCAGGAGGACAUGGAAGUCGAUGAUGAAGUGAGCAUACCCCAUUUGCUCAAGGCUUAUGGGGAGGCCAUGGAGAAUCGAAACAAAGAGCUCGAGGAAGUAAUAUUGAAGCGGUUAGAAGAGAAGGCUAGUCCAAGAGGAGGAGCCACCCAACGCCUUGUUUAUUACUUGAUCAAAUCACUGGACCAAAAUCUUGACUAUUUGACACAUGAAGCAAGCAAGAAUUAUGUGUUGGCAUUUACGGCCUUCUAUGAAUUCUUCCCUUACGGGAGAUUUGCUCAUGUCAUUGCUACUUCAUCGAUACUAGAGGCUUUACCUGAUGAUGCAGAGCAAAUUUGUAUCGUGGACUUCGACAUGGGGGAAGGAGUUCAAUGGCCUCUCUUGAUUGAGGCACUGGCAAAGCAACGCCAACGGGUUACCCGAAUCAUAUCACUAAAAAGCGACGACUCCAAAUCUGUACAUCCCCUUCAGAGAUUUGAGAAGACAAAAGAGCGACUAUGUAAACACGCCUUUUCUUGUGGAAUAAAACUAAGAAUUGAUGAGAUUGAUACGGAGGGAUUGGUAUCCGAGAUUAAGAAAAUGAUGAAGUUUGGAGGAAGGGAGUUUUUAGCCUUCAAUUGCAUGGUAGGUCUCCCUCACAUGGGGAGACAGAAGAGCUCUAGGCAUGUUUCCCAGUUCCUAAAGAUAGCUCAAGAAUCAAUCUAUACCGGUGAUCGAACUAGGAACCGGGGAGUCAUAAUUUAUGGGGAUGGAAUGAGGGUGGAAGAGAGGAGAAGUGAUGGCUACGGAUUUGGAUCUUUCUUUGAAGGGCAGUUGGGCCGCGUCACAGCGUUGCUUCAGUCGAUGGAGUGGCAAAUGCCUAUGCAGCAUAAAGAGGCAAGAAUAGCCAUGGAGUGUCUGUUUGUGUCACCCUAUGUUUCUUCUCUUUCUAGCUCUGAGAAGUGGGAAGAGAGAGAUUGCAGAGAUGGGCUUCCAUCAAAGAUUGGAUUGAAUGCCCGGAGGGUGAGCAAAGAUAUUGUUUCAGAAGCUAAAGAACUAGUGAGAUAUGGGGAUGGUCUGUAUAGGGUAGGAACUGAAGGGGAGAAAGAAAAUCAAGUGGUGUUGUGUUUUGUGGGGACUCCAUUAGAUAUUGACAUGGAAAAUUGUGAGUUCUCUUCUUCUUUCUUCUCUAACGGCGAGGGAUUCUUCAACUGGGCAGAAAGUGAGAACCGUUCACCUUCACAAGAAUUCUUUACGAUUGAAGAAUCGGUUGAUGUCUCAUCAGCCAAACAGCCUUUUUCGCAUAGGAAGAUAUGA